Molecule: messenger RNA, 1541 nt
Organism: Copidosoma floridanum
Lineage: Eukaryota; Metazoa; Arthropoda; Insecta; Hymenoptera; Encyrtidae
Product: NADH dehydrogenase [ubiquinone] 1 alpha subcomplex assembly factor 3
Biological process (GO): mitochondrial respiratory chain complex I assembly
Cellular component (GO): mitochondrial inner membrane
Source: RefSeq, a predicted model, not a curated record
AAAUCUCCCCCACGGUGUGGAAAGUUACACUUCUGAAGUAGACGAAUGUCAUAAAAACUCCUAAGAAAAUGUCGUCUGUACUUCAGACAUUAUUCGCGUUUCCUAAUUACGUGUUAAAAAGAAAUUUAUAUGUUCGUUCAGCUUGUUCAUACGAAUCAGAUGGGAAAACAACUGUUACAAUUUUGAACAAAAAUUUUGAUUACGGUCUGAUGAUAGACAAUGUCAGUGAGUAUGGAUUUAUUUUAAACAACGGAAUUAAAACAAUUGGACCAAUGAUUAUUUUUCCAAAAACUAUGUUAAGUUGGAAUAUAGCAAGAUCAUCUGAAAUGAAUGAAAAAUCAUUUUCACUCCUCUUUCAUCUUGAACCGAAGCUUGAUAUUUGUGUUGUUGGUUUAGAUGAUGACUAUCCACGUACUUCUGAAUUCUUACAAAAUUUACAUUUAAUUUUUAAAAAAUAUCAAAUUCCUGCAGAAAUAUUACCAGUCCAUCAAGCAUGUUCAACAUUUAAUUUUUUGAAUGCUGAGAACAGAUAUGCUGCAGCAGCAUUGAUACCACCAAAAGUGAAAUGUCCUAAAGACAUGCUACUUUCAAAUUAUAAUAAAAAACACCUUGAAGAAAUUGAAAAGAAAUCAGAUCCAUUUUACACACAUUGUUAAUUAUAUUGUCAAGCUUUGGAAACAAUAAGCCAAUAAAUCAACUUAAAAUAAUAUGUAGUCCAACCCCAACGGAAAAAAUUGAUGUAACAAAACGUAGCAAACCGUAACUUUCUGUGAAGUAAUGUAAGGUUUGGUUUGAUUUCGGACCACAGUUACAGUUUUUACGUUUUGUUAUGUUUGAUUAUAGUCUACUACAACCCAACACAUUAUCUUACGACUUGUUACAUUUUAUUAUAAUUCUAAAAAGAUACUUGAAUCUCGUGGAAAAUCAACGGUAGUAAACUCUGAGAAACUGUAAGGUAGUGUCAUCUGUAAUAUUUUAUAACAGCUUACAGUUUAUUGCAGUUUAUUACACCUUUUUUUAUAUUUUGUUGUAAUUCAUAACUUUUACCUUAAAUUUCCCUUACAUAAAAAAAAUUAAGUAAUGAUUAUGAAAAAUCAUUAGUGUAAUAGUAUAUGUGAUAAAUUAUAUCAAAACGUAAAGAAAAUGUAAGAAAACGUAACAUUACAUAAUAAAAUGUAAAAAUGUCCGAAAUCCUAAGAAUAUUACAGUUUCCUACAUUUUCUUACAUUUUCUUGCGGGUUACGGCAUAUUAUUACUCAUGUUAACUUUUUCUUACAGUUUGUUACGUUUUCAAAUUGCCGCUGGGGUUAAAUUUUAACAAGAUUAUGCUGUGAACAUGUGAAAGACUAGUCUAAAUCUAUUUUUUCAUUACAGAUGAUUUGUAGUCUUUUAGAAUAUUCGUGUAGACAACUAAUUUUGGAAAUACCUCCAUCUGAAAGAGAAAUAUUUCUUGACAUCCGCCUACAGGUAUCAAAUAAACGUGUUAUCAAAUGAAUUAUAUCACCAAAUAAUUUAAUAAACUAUAAAUAACACAAAAUUGA